Molecule: messenger RNA, 873 nt
Organism: Fibroporia radiculosa
Lineage: Eukaryota; Fungi; Basidiomycota; Agaricomycetes; Polyporales; Fibroporiaceae
Exons: 1
Coding region: 1-873 (290 amino acids)
Biological process (GO): peptidyl-lysine dimethylation
Molecular function (GO): protein-lysine N-methyltransferase activity
Source: RefSeq, a predicted model, not a curated record
AUGACCGACCCCGAGGACCUCCUUUCCGAAUCUUUACAGACUCUGUAUGACUACUCACCCGUGGCAUAUUCGUCGGCGGGGUCCUCUUUCACAUAUACGUACUAUGGACCUCUCUUAUUACAUCCACCUUCGUCCGACAUAAGGCCGGGGCCGCCAACUGACCGUUCUCUGACCAUUAUACUCAAAACCCCAGAUACACAACCCGCGAAUUGGUCUCUACACGCUUCUUCCGUCUGGAUGGCAUCAAUUUUCGUGGCAGACCAUUUACAAGACCUGUUUCUGGACCGUCGUAUACGCGCCGCCCGAGACGAUAGGCGCACUCUACGCGUAUUGGAACUAGGUGCUGGAGCUGGACUGCCUGGCAUAUUGAUCGCGAAAUGUUACGACGACAUCGAGGUCAUAUCGAGCGAUUAUCCGGAUGAAAGUCUCAUCGAAGCUUUAGAAGAUAACAUUGUGCAAAAUCGUGUCAGCGAUCGAUGCCGCGCUGUUCCAUACGCUUGGGGCACAGAUCCUGCUCCCCUCCUGACCACACCAAAGAUCCCGGAUUCACGCCAGUCGCAUGAGUUCGAUGUUAUAAUUGCCGCGGAUACAUUGUGGAACCCAGACUUGCACUCCAUAUUUCUGAAGACCCUCUGUAUGACGCUGAGGAAAUCACUGAAUGCUCGAAUAUAUCUUGUCGCCGGCCUUCACACGGGGAGAUAUGCCAUCCAAGCAUUUCUCAGGGAUAUUGUAGAUGCUGGGCUUAAGAUAGAAGAGCUGUUAGAAAAGGAAGCUAAUGGAUCUGACCAACGCGACUGGUGUGCCGAGAGGGCGGGAGAGACGGAGCAGGACCGGCGACGCUGGGUUAUAUGGGUAGUCCUGAGAUGGGUCUAG